Molecule: messenger RNA, 1452 nt
Organism: Monoraphidium neglectum
Lineage: Eukaryota; Viridiplantae; Chlorophyta; Chlorophyceae; Sphaeropleales; Selenastraceae
Exons: 7
Coding region: 1-1452 (483 amino acids)
Biological process (GO): ribosomal small subunit biogenesis; ribosomal large subunit biogenesis
Cellular component (GO): nucleolus
Molecular function (GO): DNA binding; RNA binding
Source: RefSeq, a predicted model, not a curated record
AUGGCCAAGCCGCCCAAGGAGCAGAGGAAGCGGCCCAGGGACGAUCAGGAAGCCGCUAUGAGUAAAGGGGAGCAGCAGCAGGCCAAGCAGCCGGGCGGCAAAGGCAAGCGCCGCCAGCCGCCGGCGCAGCCCAACAGCGACGGCGCUGUUGAUGCCAGCGCUGGCGCUUCCAAGGCGCAGCAACAUCGCGGGGCGCUGUUUGAGGCCCCUGAGGGCGUGUCAGAGCAGUCGCUGGCCGCCUGCCGCUUUUUUGACCGCCUGGCCGACUUGGUGGACCCAAAGUUUUACUAUGAUAACGACAGGGACCCCAUCAACCUGCGCUUCCUCAAGAAAGCCGACCGCGGCGACAUGAAGGCGCGCAUGAAGCAGCAGCGCAAGGCCAACAAGCGGACGCGCCUGGACCCGGACGCCGCGCAGACCACCGUCGAGCUGCAGCGGACGAAGGCGGCGGCGAAGAGCGGCGGCGGCAGUGCAGGCAGAGUGGGUGCUGUCGCAGCAGCGGGCGCGCGCGGUGGCGUGGCGGAGCCGGGGCCGGGUUCCGCAGCCACCGCACAGCACCAGCAGCAAAAAGGGAUGCGGCUCAACAUCUCCUCAGGUGCAUUGUGGGCGGAGCUGCUGCAGCGGCUGCACGAAAAGAUUGAGGCCGCACGGUUGCAGCGCCACGCGGAGGAGGAGGCGGGCGGCGGCGGCAAGAAGCAGACGGGCGGGAAGGAAGCCACGUCGCCAGGCGACCAGGCCAAGGCGUGGCGGCAGCAGCAGCUGGAGAAGCAGGUCAAGCAGCAGCAGGCGGGGGCGAAGAGGAAAGCGGACGGCCAGGCGGCGCCGCAGGGGCAGCAGCAGCAGGGCGGCAAGGGCGAGCAGCCCGGGAAGAAGGCCCGCACGGAGGGCAAGCAGCAGCAGGGGCCUAGGCAGCAGCAAGGGCAGCAGCAGGGACAGCAGCAGGGGCAGCAGCAGCAGCAGCAGCAGGGAGGCGGAGUCCUCCAGGUCAGCAGGGUCGUGGUCGAUGACGGGAAGCAGCAGCACGGCGGCAGCAAGAAGAAGAAGCCCUCGAAGGAGACGCUGCUGAAGGCGGCGCAGGAGCGGCAGCAGACAGAUGCAAAGGGCGACGACGAGGCGGCAAAGGCCCGCGCGGCGCAGCUGGCGUGGCAGGCCGCGCUCUCGCGGGCGCGGGGCGAGAAGGUGCUGGACGACCCCAAGCUGCUGCGGCGCUCCAUCAAGAGGGACAAGUCCAAGAAGGCGGCGAGCGCAAAGAAGUGGGGGGAGCGGCUGGGGGCGCAGGCGGAGGCGAAGCAGGCGCGGCAGGACAAGCGCAAGGACAACCUCAACGCGCGCACCAAGACCAAAAUGGACAACAAGAAGGCGAAGCGGGAGAAGAAGCUGCUGCGCGCCGGCUUCGAGGGCCGGAAGGCCGGCUUCAUUUCGCCCAAGGGCAAGGGCGGCGCCGCCAAGUGA